Ostrinia furnacalis (Asian corn borer) is the source of this 1073-nucleotide messenger RNA. It is a transcript of the gene Chrac-16, whose product is annotated as chromatin accessibility complex protein 1. The transcript is spliced from 2 exons. Bases 49 to 453 code for a protein of 134 amino acids. The record is from RefSeq and is a predicted model, not a curated record. Gene Ontology annotation, biological process: DNA-templated DNA replication; chromatin remodeling. Gene Ontology annotation, cellular component: nucleus; CHRAC. Lineage: Eukaryota; Metazoa; Arthropoda; Insecta; Lepidoptera; Crambidae. Gene Ontology annotation, molecular function: protein heterodimerization activity.
UGACGGGGGUUGAUGUCAUUUAAAAAACGUAAACAAUAGAAAUUCACGAUGUCGACGCCGAAAGUUGAAAAAGACUUGCAUUUACCAUUAUCUAGAGUGAAAACUAUUAUGAAAAGUUCUCCAGAUGUUGAAGCUGUUGGUCCUGAACCUUUAUAUUUAGUUACCAAAGUCACAGAACUCUUCGUAACGGAUUUAGCUAAGAGAGCAUUUAAAAAUAGUAAGAACAACUUCUUGGAGUACAAACACAUUGCAGAAGUAGUGCAAGAAGACGAUACGUUAGAUUUUUUACGGGAAAUAAUGCCUAGAAAGAUAACCGUGAGGCAGUUUAAAGAGAUGAUGGCGAAAAAGGCGGCAAAAGGCGAUCUAUCUGACGAGGAGUCGAGCGAGCAAUCGAGUGAAGAGUACAGCACUGAUGAGAGCACGAGUGGGAAGGAGACAAAUGAUCAAGACUGACGAAGGAGUAGUUUAUUUAGGUAAUGUUUUGCAUGAUCUGGAAUAUGUAUGUCAAUAAUUGUCACUGUUUUUGCCGAAGUUUUGUGUAUUUCUUAGACUAGAAUACAUUGGAUCUUUGUCAUCAUUUUAAUGUACAUGAGAUGUAUCUCUAUCCAUUGUUGAUGUAUGAAUUCUCAUUAGUUAAAUACUUUGGUGAAAUUUUUAAGUGAUUGUUUACAUUGAUGAAGUGAGUAUAAAUGAAAUGAUUUGAUUCUGUAAUAUUUAAUUAAAACAUACUUAUGCCCACUCCACAUUCAUUCUUUAUCAUUCCAGGUAAUUUUUAAGGUAGGUCACUUGCCAUUACCCUACUUAAAAGCACUAAACCAAACUUAUGAUUUAUUUAUAAAAUUGUGAGAGUAGCGAUCCAACUAAAUAUUAUUUCGCUUGGUAAUCAAAGUUGUUUUUAUGUAGUGGAUCCAUAAAAAGCUUAAUGUCUAUCAUUGCUGGCGCAGUCUGUAGUACUUUAAUCAAAUGUGACUUUUGUCACUUAGAUUUCAUGGUACUGUAACAAUGAAUUUUAAAGGAUCUUACGUUUUAAAUAAAAUUACACAUACGAGUACCUACAACAUGUUUUCUUCAUA